CCCCCCCCGUUCUUCUUCUCCACCCCAUCCCCGACACGCGCGCCUCCGUACUUGCCAUCUGAGAUCUCUCCCCUGUGCCUCGCCCUCCCUGUCCUUGCCUCCUCCGGCCCCCUUCCGCCUUCUCUCCACCCAUCGCACCCUGCUGACACGAUCAGCCUCCACCACUCAUCGCACACGCGCCCCUGUGUACACUCGCGCAGCACGCACACUCCGCUGCGCCAAGAGACGAUGUCGGCCCUCUAUAAGAAGAAUCACCAACGCCUGGUCCUCGCGGUGCUCCCCCCGAAGGGGGAGCCAAAGAGCCACAUGGAUGAGACCCAGCUGGCCCAGCUGGUCCACUAUGCAUCCACCCGGCCGGAGAAGUUGUCCCGGCUGAUGCUCUUCAUCCAGGCGAGCCUGUUCAAGAGCCACCGUGCCCGUGAGCUGCCCAUCACCGAGACCUAUGUCCAUAUGAUCAAUGCCAUCGUGGCCAAGACCGCCGCCAGCUACGGCUCCAUCUACGGCAAGCAGAUCCUGGAGGUGAUCUGCUACCUGCUCCGGUGCAUGUCGGCCGAUGGUCUGCCGCUGCCCAGCUCGGCCACAUCCGACAUCCCGCUGGAGGAUGUCCGCAUGGCCACGUCGUUGCUCCUCCCCUUGGUGGCGGUCCGCGUGCCGGCCAGCGAGGACCCGCUGCUCCAGUCGAACUUUGCUCCCUUCAUCGAGCGGCUGAUUGCCAGCUACACGGCGCUGCUAAACCGCCCGGCGGCCCCGACGGCCAAUGACCGGGCCAUUUCGCGCCUGGCUCUGACGGCCCUGCGUGCCAUCUGCCUUGGGGCUGCCUCGCCUCUGCGGCGCAACGACACCCCGGUCAUCUAUGGCCGUGUGGUGUCGGCCCUGAUGGGGGUCGUGUGGGACGCGGCCCAUAGCUCGGCCAAUGCUCGCCUCUUCCAGGGCACCGUAGCGGCCAUCGGCGCCGAAGGGGCCGCUGGCAACUUCUCGGAGACCAACUCGACCCUUACCGAGCUCCAUCGCCGCAUGCUCGGGUACCACGCGCUGCGGACCCUGCAACACCUGGCCAGCCAGUCCGAUGUGACCACCAUCAAGUGGCUGCUGGACCCGACCGUGGCCUGGCUCGAGGAUCUGGCCAACUGGGACCGGCCGCGCGGCUUUGCUGCCCAUCUGAUCGCCCAGUACCAGAAGUCCCUCGGUGGAUGCUUCGAUGCGAUAAUCCCGCCGGUUUACGGCAAGGCCAUGGAGUCGCCGGCGUCCUUCGCCCUGCCGCAAACCGAAGACCAUUUGCUGUGCCUGGCGGACCUUGGUGGGGAGGAGCCGGCCCGGGGUGAGUACCAGUGGGUUGUCCUGCUGGUGAGUGAUACCCUGAGCGCCGACCGGUCGCCCCUUUCCUCGGCCAGCAGCGUGCGGUCCUUCGGCAGUAGUUCCUCGGAGACCGGUGUCGGAGGCCACGGCGUCAACCCAUCGCCGAUGCAGCUGCCGCCGACCUACGCCAAUCCGUUAUGGGCGGAACAUCAGGAGCCAACGGUCAACAUACUGUGCUGGUUCCUGCUGUCGCUGGUUGAAUUGCUGAUUCACUAUGUUGGCACCCUGCCCGACCGGCUGGCCUGCUCAUUGUCAGCCCUUUGCAUCAUAAUGGCCCUGACUGGCACCGAGUUGGAUGCGGCCAUCGGGGUCACUCCUCACGACUGGUGCAGCCCGCUGCCGAGCUCGGCCAGCCAGCUCUUCAGCCUGACGGUGGGGAAUCUCUCGAGCCGGAACUUUGCCGCUCGGAGUUGCACGCAUGCGCUGCUGCACGAGCUCCUCCGCUCGAUGAGCGAUGCGAUGCCAGACGGCCAGCGCCCGGAGCAGCCGGUGCUGGACGCCUUUGCCAAGGCACAUGGCGCGCGCUUGCUCGUGUCCCUGACGUCGGUCUUCAGUCGGGAGCUGACCCUCACUUCGGGUCCGGCUUCCGGGGCGGAUCCCCUGUCGGUGGGCGACAUCCUUGGCCUUGCGGUGGCCUUGGCCGACUACACCGGGCUGCAGGCGGCGGCCGCGGCGUCCGAUGGUACGGGCGACCCGGCGGGCCUGUCUGCGGCGGGCGGGCUGGCUGUGGCCUGUGUGGUGGCGGCACUGGCCGCGACGGCCGACUCGGCGUCCACCUCGCUCUCGGCCCGGGCGGGGCACACGCGCAACCUCCUGGCUCUGGUUGCGUGUCUGUACCUGAGCCGGCUGGGCGCUCUGGUGCCGGCCACGGUGUGCCCCGUGCCGACGGGUGUCCAGGCGCAGUUGGUCCAGGCCACCGGGGCGGCGGUGGAUCUGGCCGCGCUGGCUGCCGCCCUGCCGGAGUUUGAGGCAUACCUGACUGAUGUGGGCGUCGCCCUGCCGGUGGUUGCUGGCACGGAUUUCGCCCCGCAGGAUGUGACUGCCUCGGCCCCCUUGGUUCCGUUUGAUUGGGUGGGUCUGGCGUCGGCGCUGGCCUGCUCGGCCGAUGAGCUCGGCACCGCGGAGGCCGGCCCGCUGUCCCACUCGGACGAGGCGCGUCUGGUUCUCGCGGCGCUGGUGACCAAGACUCGGCCGGAGUUCCGGGCUUCGGCUUCGGGGGCCACUCUUUCCCGGCGGACCAGCCUGUACAGCAUGUUCGGCGCGCCGGUCGCGGCGACGGCCACCGGCCCGAAGGGCCUUGACAGCAACCGCCUCACCAUCAGCAUGCCACGCAUGAGCACCAUGCUUUUGGCCACGGCUGGCCCGGGGCCGUCGGCUCCGGCGGCCAAGCUGACCCAGCGAGCGGCCUCCAGCGUGACGCUGGCCGCCGCCACAGCGGCCGUGGCCAAGUCCGGGCCCACUCGGCAGAACACCAAUAAUACGGCCGAGGUGAAGUUUGUGGCUUAUGAGCAGCUGGCCAAGUCCUUCGCCGGCGAGGCGCCCCAUGCGCAUGUGGCUCUAUCUCCGACCAGCUCGGUGCUGGCGGCCGGUGCGGCUGGCACCGACAUCACCUCGCUGCUGGACUUUGUUGGCUUGGACCAGGGUCUCUGGUCGGCGUCUGAAAUGUUCGGCAAUGGUAGCCAGCCUAAGUCUGGUGCCGGGGCCGCUGAGGCCAGUCCCGAGGCCGCCGAGGCCAGUCCCGAGGCCGCUGAGGCUGACCCCGGGGCCGGUGUCGAGGUUGUUGAAGCUGACGUCGAGGCCGUCGAGACCGCCGAGACCUCUGCCGAAGUCGGGGCGAUUGGGGAAGUCGAGGACAAUGCCCACACCGAGGAUGAGGCCGCGACGGCCGACGAGCAACCCGAGCAGGAAGAGGAGACCUCGGCCUUGCAACUCCCGGAGGUGUCCCUCGAAGCCGGGGCGGAGACCGAUGCCUGUGAGGAGGCCAUGCAGACGCUGCCGCCGGCCGAGGCCACGAAAGCCACCGACGUGCCGGCUGCCGAUGAGCCGGUGACCGCCGAGCAGCACCAGGACGCCGCGGCCGCCGCCGCCACCACCGACGACGAGGAGGAGGUGGGGGCCACUGCCGGGACCACCCAGCCCGAGGAGGUGGCCGACAGCGACGCCGACACGGCCGGGUCCUCUUGCGGCGCGUCCUCCAGUGACUCUUCGGAUGCCGGGUCGACUGCUUCCUCAUCCGGCGAUGAGGAGCAGGAGGAGCAGGAGCAGGCCGCUGAUGAGGAUGAGGCUGUCUCUGGGGCCGACGCGGCCAUCGCCCUGCUGGAUGCGGCGGAUGAGGCCUUCGAGGAGGAGCAGCGCGCCGCUGGGGCCAAUGUUUAA
Molecule: messenger RNA, 3732 nt
Organism: Fonticula alba
Lineage: Eukaryota; Rotosphaerida; Fonticulaceae
Exons: 14
Coding region: 229-3732 (1167 amino acids)
Source: RefSeq, a predicted model, not a curated record